Molecule: messenger RNA, 2286 nt
Organism: Lodderomyces elongisporus
Lineage: Eukaryota; Fungi; Ascomycota; Pichiomycetes; Serinales; Debaryomycetaceae
Exons: 1
Coding region: 1-2286 (761 amino acids)
Biological process (GO): regulation of transcription by RNA polymerase II
Cellular component (GO): MOZ/MORF histone acetyltransferase complex
Source: RefSeq, a predicted model, not a curated record
AUGACCACGGCCUACCAAAACUCAAUGAAACCGCGUGAAGAAUAUGAACUAACAGAGAUGUAUCCCGAUUUGGCUGAAUCGGUACCGAUGCCUGUCUUUUUUGUAAUGGGAGACACAGAGUGUGACAGAGAAGAUGGAACUGGUUAUAAAAAUGGUAAAGCUUUUAACUCAACCUCUGGUAUACUCAAUUUAAAGACCCCUACAUUUAAAAAAAUUACAUCUACUAUGCCGAACGCCACUGUCAAAUUCAACAAACAAUUACAGGAGUUUGGAUUUCAAGAACCAUCCAAGAUUAAUAGCAAAAACAAAAUACAGGACACUUACAUACGACCGUUUGAAAUUGCAAACACUAAAAACACAAACAAGAAUGCAAGCGAUUCAGAAAUUGCCGUGAAACAAUUCCUAGAGAGCAAGCAAAUGCUAGUGGAGUAUGAUAUGGAUGAACAAGAUUUCUUAUUCUUGCAGGCGAGAAACAAGAAAACUACCAAUGUUGUAAAGAUUACACCUGAAGUAUUUGAGAUAUUGAUUAGCGCUUUGGAAACUGAAUGGACCAAAUUGGAACACACAAUGAAUUCCAUGACUGGCGGAAUAGAUUCCAAUGGGACUGAUUCGUCAAAGAAACUUCUCACAAUGGGACACAAUAAUGAAAUGUAUGGAAACGAUGACGGAAUUGAGCCUGGUUCGAUAUACGACCAAAGGUGUGCCGUGUGUAACGAUAGUGAUUGUGAUAACACCAAUGCUAUAGUCUUUUGUGAUGGAUGCGACAUUGCUGUACACCAGGAAUGCUAUGGGGUGGCAUUUAUCCCCGAAGGUUCAUGGCUCUGUCGCAAGUGUAUGAUUAACAAGAACAAAAGCGUGACAGAAUGUGUUUUUUGUCCUAGUACUACGGGAGCGUUUAAGCAGCUCGAUAACAGUUUGUGGAGUCAUGUGGUAUGCGCACUAUGGAUUAAUGAGUUGUAUUUUGCCAAUCCAAUCUAUAUGGAACCGAUUGAAGGUAUAGAUGCAAUACCGAAAAGCCGAUGGAAGUUGGCAUGUUACAUUUGCAAGCAAAGGGUCGGUGCAUGUAUACAAUGUGCCAAUCGCAACUGCUUUUUAGCAUACCAUGUCACUUGUGCCAAGCGGGCGGGCUUAUAUAUGGAAAUGACGCAAGGUAUGAAAGGUGCACUCACCAACAAAUUGACUUUGAAAUCUUUUUGUGAAAAACAUAGCCCGCCUCUGUUUGACACAGGUGGCGUAACAAAGGGGAUAGAGCGAACAAGACGCUAUUUCCGAGAUACCAAGAUAUUGAAGCAAGAAAAUGCAAAGCUCAAGACUGAUCAGAAAAUUGCUAAUAAACUCAAUGUAUUCAAGUGGAAAACAGAGCAGGGCACACCCAUUGCUCCCAAAUUGUUUAGCGAUGUCUUGGUUGGCCUAAUGUAUAAAUUAAAGGUGGAAAAUCAAGUUAGUUUACCGGAAGAGUCUUCAAGCCAAGUGCUCGAGCUUAGCAGGCUUCCCAAUCGAACUAAAGAAGACAUUUACCGUGACUUGCGUAAUAUUGCAAAUGAGAUGUGCAGAUACUGGUGCUUGAAGCGGGAGUCCAAGAAUGGAGCUCCGUUGGUGAGAAGAAACAAUAAUUUAAUGUCAGCCAACUCCAUUGUUUAUGACUCCAAUAAUUUGGAGAAUGAUACCAUGAGCUCGAGCCAGAUUGCAGAAAAGAUUGGUUUUGCAAAUUUGCUAAUCGACGACAUUGAAAAGCUUAUAUCGAUAAAUGGCGAUAACAUUGGGCGACAAGAAUACCUUGCUGCCAUGGAGCUACUCAAUCUUGAAAUUGUCAAGACGGCAUAUUUUCCGUUACGCACGUUUAUUGAAACAGUUGUAAACUCGCUUAGACAGCGGUAUGACUUUAAUGGUGCUAUUUUCAAUUACAAGCCUAAAGAUGCAUCUUGCAAAAGUCUUUUGCAGAUUCUCGCAAAAAACGAUCGCUUUGCUUACCAUUCCAUUGAAGAGUUUCAAUCUGAUAUCAAUAGCCUUAGUCUGUGCGUGUUUGCCGAGAACAGGCCCUCAUUCAUGGUGUAUAAGCAAAUGAAGAAAUGGAAGAGGGAUUUUGAUGAGCGGGUGAAAAGUGUAGAAUUUCGUGAUGGAGACAUUGUUCAAUACCCGCGUUUGAAUCUAUGCGGUACUGAGACCACGUUUAAAGAGCCGAGCUAUAGACGAAUACUAGAUGAAAAUGAGUUGAGUGAAGUAGAGGACGAUGAAAUAGAGUCUGAAGAAAGCAAGAAGUUGCUUACAGAGUUUUUGGCAAAGUAA